AUGGCGCCAAGUUCGUCUACUGCGCCAAAUGAUGCGGCCCAGGACCAGGCUCCUGCAAGUAUGCAGGAUCGCAUCAACAAAUUGGAAAGCCUGGUCUUGGAUCUGAUGCACCAGACUAGCCCAAGCUCUUCUGCAUCACCAAUGCCGCCUUUACCUCCUGACCAAGGUUGCCAGUCAGGCACGCAUUCUUCGCGAUUAGAUGCAGAAUCAAGAACCGCCGGUCUUUCCGCAUCAUUUCGAGAUGAGUCGCCUUUACCUUUAGAUUAUGGAAGCUUCAGGCAUACAGAAAAGAUUGUCAGCUACGUCAGCAGUUCACACUGGGCUGCAGUACUUGACAGCAUCGUCGAUCUUCGUAACCAUCUUUCACAGGAGGAGGAUACCAUCCUUCCAGUCCCGGAAUUGACGCCAGCGAAUUCUGAAAUAUUGAAGCCGCAGCUAUUUUACAGCGGGCAGUUGGACGACACAGUUGCCUCAAUUAUCAGUAACCUACCUCCUCGUCCUACUGUUGACCGGCUUCUAUCUCGUUAUUUCAACGACCUUGAUAUUGCCCCUGGCGUUGUCCACAGCGGGCAAUUCCUCGCCGAGUACGAAGAGUUUUGGCGCGCCCCGGAAAGUGCAUCAGUCGCGUGGGUAGGUCUCUUGUUCAGCAUCAUCUGCCUGUCGACGCAUCUCCAACAAACAUCCCCAACGCAGUCUGGCCACGAAGGCAAAGGUUCACAGCUAUCAGAGAAGAAUCGCCUGAUUGAUCUCUACAAGUCCCAAUCCAUAAAGUGUCUUAUUCUUUGCCGAUGGACAGAAGGCGGCCCUCAUGUUUUAGAAACCUUGAUACUUUACUUCCUGGUCGAAUGCUUUCACCUCCAGGACAUGCAAAUUGGGAUAUGGGUCUUGGUGGGCAACAUUGUACAAAUCGCGAUACACAUGGGCUAUCACCGAGAUGCGAAGCAUUUUCCAUCCAUCUCACCUUUUGUGGGUGAGAUGCGCCGACGAGUCUGGGCCAUGAUUCUGCAGCUGGACUUUAGUGUGUCAUCGCAGCUCGGCCUGCCGCGACUCGUCAGAGAGCAGCACGCAGACACGGAAAAGCCAAGCAAUCUGUACGACAUGGAUUUUGAUCUCAGCACAUUGAUAUUGCCGGCAUCAAGACCCGAGACUGACGUCACCCCGACUCUCUAUGUUCUGGCUAAGCUGCGUCUGCUUGAUGUCGGGGCCAAGGUUGCCGAUUUGGCCACCGAACCUCGGCCGCGCGCAUACUCCGACAUUUUGAAACUGGAUCAAGAAAUUGACAAAGCCCAGGACAAACUACCGCCCAUUUUCAAAUGGACCGGGCUCGCACUCAAUGUUUCCUCCCAGAUCAUGAUUCAGCGAAUCUGGCUGGAAGUCAUUUGCCAACAGCUGCGAAUCGUCCUGCACAAGAAGUAUUUCAGUCUUGUUCAGCCACAGCAGCAAUUCAGACACUCAAAGUCGACAUGUUUAAAUGCAGCAUUGAAAAUAUUAGAGCUGCAGCGGCUGAUUGACCAGGAAACCCAGACAGAUGGCCUGUGGUAUCAAAGUCGCUGGAGAGUAUCAUCCGCAUUCAACAACGACUUCCUCCUAGCUACGAGUGUUCUUUGCUUUUACCUAAAGACCUACGAUAAGCUGCCGAAAGGAAGUUUGCAUGACAGUCCGGCGGAUGUCACUGAACAGCCUGCGGAUUCCGACAGCAUCAAAAAGUCUUUGCAACAGGCACAAGAGAUUUGGACUCGCCAGUGCGCAGAUUCAAAAGAGGCCAAGAAAGCUGUCGCAGCCUUGCACCACGUUCUAGGGCCCAUGGGCGUUAAUUCACAGCUGCAAUCGGACUGCGAUAUGCAAAACAUUUCAGGGCAUUCGUCUCUGUCAACUCCGGCCAUUUCGCACUUUUCAGGCAAGUACUGUUGUCAUGUCCUUCGUGGCAGGGCUGCAAGCAGUAAGUAUCUGACUGACAACUGGCAAGGAUUCGAUUUUAGCGAUGCGACUUUUGGUUCAGUUGACGGAUUCAAUUGGCAAGGAUCUGCGGCUGAUCUGAUCCCGAGCAACGAACAUUGGGCCGGUGCAGGCGAUUUGUAG
Beauveria bassiana ARSEF 2860 is the source of this 2079-nucleotide messenger RNA. RefSeq names its product fungal specific transcription factor domain protein. Gene Ontology annotation, biological process: DNA-templated transcription. Lineage: Eukaryota; Fungi; Ascomycota; Sordariomycetes; Hypocreales; Cordycipitaceae. The record is from RefSeq and is a predicted model, not a curated record. Gene Ontology annotation, molecular function: DNA binding; zinc ion binding. Gene Ontology annotation, cellular component: nucleus. The transcript is spliced from 4 exons. Bases 1 to 2079 code for a protein of 692 amino acids.